GAGUGAUUUCCCUUGCUCCAAGGUCAGCAGCAAUAAUUUCAAGAUGGCUUCUGCAGUGGUCAGACUAGCAGGGAGAUUGCGUUCCUGCGCAAGGCUUGUGAAUACCAGGCCCAUGUCCAGUGCGACCUCGGCCGCUGGUAGUACGGAGGCAGCGCUGGACACUGUGGAGCCUGAGCACAAGGACAUCACCAUCACUGUGGAUGAGAAGCGGUGAUCCAUUGUCCAAUACAGAAGUGAAUUUCAUGUCUAAGGAAGACGCCAUCGCAUUCUGUGAGAAGAAUGGAUGGGACUGGUUCAUCGAGGCGGAGAAGAAACCCACCCCCAAGAGAAAGUCGUACGGCGCUAACUUUUCCUGGGAUAAAAGAACCAGAAGGUCCACCAAGUAGCCACGCAGUGGUGGGCUCCGGUAGGGUCUGGUGGGUUUUAGCAGAAAAACAGGAGGAAUCAUUGCGGGAAUGAUGUGAAAGAGCAUUAACCCAGCUAGUUGUUUUAAAGGGCAUCUGUUGGUGUUGCUAAGAUAGGUUUCUUAGAAGAUUCGCCAUGCAAGCUGGAUUUUCUUUCGGGUAGUUCUUGAAGUUAUGACAAGUGAGCAGAAAUUUGUUCUCCAUCUUGAAGAAAUGUAUCGUGAGCAAGGGUGUUUAAAAUGGAAAGCCAAGAGGUAGUCUGUGCCACCUUAUGUGAGGAGUGCCAUGCUAUAGUGUUGGUCUCUUUUUGUCUGUGAUGUCCACACAGAAACUGAACUUUCAGCGACAGCAUAAGUGACACUUGUUGACAAGUCUUGAAUUUCUAUAUCCAUAGCUAGAGAUUACAUGCUUUUCAAAGUAUAAAUGUUUUGUUCUGAGUGCUUAUCUGCCCCUGCCUGAAUGUACAUAAAAAUAAUAAAAUGAAGGUUGAAAAACA
Molecule: messenger RNA, 900 nt
Organism: Aplysia californica (California sea hare)
Lineage: Eukaryota; Metazoa; Mollusca; Gastropoda; Aplysiida; Aplysiidae
Product: NADH dehydrogenase [ubiquinone] iron-sulfur protein 4, mitochondrial
Biological process (GO): electron transport chain
Source: RefSeq, a predicted model, not a curated record